GGUGCGUUGUGCACGAACACGGGAACAACUGCUCCCAUGAGCUAAAACCCUAAAACCCAAGAGGCUUAGAGAAGCAGUGCAGACUGAGACACACACACACAGUGAGUAAGUUGGAGCAGGACAUGGCCCUUGGGCCUGGAAUACCGCUACCAGGUGGACGUGGAAGCUGAUGCAAAGUUCAUCUGAGUCUUGGAGUGAGUGUAUUGGCCGAGUUUUUCGCCUAUGCAGACGGAUGAGAUAGUUAUCAUUAGUUUAUGGGAAAAUCGUUCACCGUGAGUUCUUUGUUGGAGUUGUCGGAAUUGGAGGAUACACGGUAUGAUCUAGGAUUUCCUACUAUUAUAGUGUCGGCCUAACAUUGGCUGAACCUUACAAUGGGCGACGGCGAAGGUACGGAGGUCUUUAAGAACCUAUUUGGAGGAUUUUCUGGAAGUUUAUCACUUUUCGUAAAUAAUCCCUACAAGAGAGAGAAUGAUUCUGAUGCUGCGGGUGCAAUUAGUAAGUCUGGUGUGAUUUCUUCGUCACGACCGGAGUCGCUGAAGAAUGGAAAGGAAAGCUCUGGAAAGGAGGAUGCAAAGAAGGCUGUUGCAGAGCUCAUCACUGACUCCGGUCACGAAAAGAAGAGAAAAAAGAAGAGUAAACAAGAAAAUACUGUUGAGGAUGGCAAUGGCACAUCAGAUGUUCCUGUCUUAGUAGAAAGUAAGAAAGAUAAAAAUUUGAAGAAAAAGAAAGGCGUUACAGCACUUGAAACCGAGACUCCGAUUGCUAACUUGGGGGAUGUUUCCUUAAACUCGACGCCUAACAAGCAUACCAAGGAACUUAGCGUCGCGUCGAAAGAGGAACGGCCCAAGCGAAAUGUAUGUGAUGAAGAAAUCGUAGAGGACUUUGAAAAGUUUUUCAGGGGGGUAGAUGUCAAGAAAGUCAAAAAUGAAACCAGCGUACAAGGAGUGGUUUCCGAGGAUCCCGAGAUUGACAGCAUUCUACAUGAGUCCCUCCAGGAAGACACAAAGAAGCAAAGCAAGAGAAAAUUUGAUGAUGAGGAUGGUAUACUAUUACCGAAGAAGAAGAAGGAGAAGAAGACAAAGCAAGAACUAGAAGAGGAGGAAGAGAAACUUCUUCGGACUAUUUUUGUUGGCAAUCUCCCUACAACCGUGAAGAAGAAGCAGAUAAUUCGAGAAUUUUCUCAAUUUGGAAAGGUGGCAAGUGCUCGAUUGCGUUCUAUCGCUCUUGUCGACACAAAGCUCCCACGAAAGGCUGCUGUUAUCACUGGUCAGGUCAAUGAAAAACGCACCAGCCAGAAUGCAUACGUAGUUUUUAAAGAGCAAGCAUCAGCAAAAGCUGCUCUAGCACAUAACAUGGCUGAGUUUCUAGGAAAGCACAUUCGCGUAGACAUGGCCACAGCUCCUCGGAAGGACCGUACACCUGGUCCUGAUGCAGCAUCUGAGUAUGACCGAGCUCGAUCGUUGUUUGUGGGGAAUGUUCCCUUUGAUGUAGAGGAGGAGGAUUUGUACAAGGCUUUUGCUACUGACAACCCUGAGCUGGAUGUUGAAGCCAUAAGAGUUCCAAGGGACCCUCAGACCAGUAUUAGCAAAGGCUUUGCGUUUGUACUCUUUAAAACUAAGGCUGGCGCACACGCGGCUCUAGCGAGGAAGUCCACGAAAAUAGGCGAGAGAUAUCUGAGAGUUGUCCGCAUGGGCACCCAACGUCCUAAAAGUUUGUCCAAGCCUUCUGGUCAGGACGCAGGGCAUUUCAAACGUAACACAGGAGCGAGCAAGCGAAUUCCUGAAGGUGCUGCAUCGUCAGGUAAGAAGGGUCCACUUCCAUGGGAGGGCGCACGAGCUGCCAAAUCAGACGGCAAACCAGGAAAGGGAGCUAUUGGACGCCAUGAUCCCAGACGUACUUCACAAGGAGGUGCAAAUAAAACAGGUGAUCCAGGUCCUAAGAUGAGGCUGACGAAAAGGCCUGCUGUUUUAGCUCGCAAGCAAGCUGCUCUAUUCAAGGCUGGCAAGGGACCAGCUCCUCCGAAGAAUGUAGGGGCAAAACGAAAAAAUGACAAAAAUAGAGGCCGCAAGGCGAAGAAGGCCAAGUGAUGAGUUGUUAUCAUGCAUCUUGACAGGGGAACCUGUUCUGAUUGCUGUCGUGGUAAAGGGGAAAUGGAGAAAAUGGUCCAGGUUUUUUGGUUUCAGUAUUUCGGAUCAGUGCAUGGAGGUCGCAUCAGGAGUUCGUUCUCAGUUAGCUCUGUUAGCACUGCAGCUAGAGAGCUUUGUGGCGACGUUAGGAAGCCUGAUAUUUCUUGCAAAUGGGACUUUUAGAAAGACUUGUACUCUUGCUUUAAAUGUAACAUCAAUUCUUGUGCAGGAAAUAUCUGGGCAAUUGUCGGGCAAGCUCAGAUUGUAUGGACAACUAAUCUAUUGGUUUCUCUGUAAAGAUUUCGAGCUGUGCUGUUAUGCACGCCAUCUAAAUGGUUAAUAUGAGAAUCAUUCUCUUUCGAGUUGUGCUGCUAUGGCACAUCCCAA
Molecule: messenger RNA, 2513 nt
Organism: Physcomitrium patens
Lineage: Eukaryota; Viridiplantae; Streptophyta; Bryopsida; Funariales; Funariaceae
Cellular component (GO): nucleus
Molecular function (GO): RNA binding
Source: RefSeq, a predicted model, not a curated record